AGGGUCCGCGUUCCAACCCCUCGUCACCUCACGGGGCAUCAAACGACUCUCCUCGUCGACUAUAUAGCCCAAGGACAUUCAUCGCCCGCUCACCCUUUCCCUCUUCAUCUUUCUCCUGUCGAUUACCUCUCCGACAAAGAGAUCAUCCCUUCGAGGAGUUACGCAACCCGCCGAUCAGUUCGACGAAUCAACAAGCCACCCAGAACCCGAGAACGAAAUCAACCCCCGGAGCUUUCGGCCUGAUUCAAAGCAAUUCCGAUCAAUACCAAGAAAACAAACGUCCCGUACAUACGCUCUUCCUCUCUCGUCGGGCAGUUGAUUCGUGAGGGCCCAACUCGUGAAGAUCUUCCUGUCCAUUUAUCAAGGACAGCCUCAGCAACCGGUCUAGACCCAAACGUCCUAGACCUACCUACCCUUGCAACCCCUCAAACACCUUCAAACCACACACAAACACCCGCCUGAUCGCGGGAUACAUGGCAACCACUCAUAUCAUCUCGACCUCGAACAACAUGUCCAACGCUCAGACCGCACCCGGUACCCCGACCGCGGGGAGCUCUAGCAACGUCGUCGGCGUUCACUACAAGGUUGGGAAGAAGAUUGGAGAGGGAAGUUUCGGAGUCAUCUUUGAGGGAACGAACCUCUUGAACUCGCAGACCGUAGCCAUCAAAUUCGAACCUCGAAAGUCGGAUGCUCCUCAGCUCAGGGACGAGUACCGAUCGUACAAGAUCUUGUCCGGAUGUCCCGGUAUUCCUCAGGUCUACUACUUUGGCCAAGAAGGUCUGCACAACAUCCUUGUCAUCGACCUCUUGGGACCCUCGAUGGAAGACCUGUUCGACAUGUGCGGACGCAAGUUCUCUGUCAAGACCUGUUGUAUGGUUGCCAAGCAGAUGAUCACCCGGGUCGAGACCAUCCAUGAGAAGAACUUGAUCUACCGUGAUAUUAAGCCCGACAACUUCUUGAUCGGACGUCCUACCACCAAGGGGGAGAAUGUCAUCCAUGUCGUCGAUUUCGGAAUGGCCAAGCAGUACAGGGAUCCCAAGACCAAGCAACACAUUCCUUAUCGAGAGAGGAAGAGUUUGAGCGGAACCGCCCGAUACAUGAGUAUCAACACUCAUCUGGGUCGAGAGCAAUCCCGACGAGACGAUCUCGAGUGUCUCGGACACGUCUUCUUCUACUUUUUGCGAGGAGCACUUCCUUGGCAAGGUCUCAAGGCUGCCACGAACAAGCAGAAGUAUGAAAAGAUUGGUGAAAAGAAGCAGACCACGCCGAUCCCUGAAUUGGUCGAGAACUACCCUCAGGAGUUUGCUAUCUACCUCAACUACGUCAGGAAGCUCGGAUUCACCGAGACUCCCGACUACAACUUCUUGCGAGACCUGUUCACCAAGGCUCUUCGCACUACCGGCGAGACUGAGGAUGGCGUGUACGAUUGGAUGUUGUUGAACCAAGGCAAGGGAUGGCAACACACUAGCCUGCCGCCUCCACCCGCAUCUCGUCAGCACCGAUCGAGGGGUGAACGUGAACGCGAGAGGGACAGGGCCGAAAAGUUGCGAGGUGCCGGACCUUCGGGCGGAAACAUCAUUCCCCCGUCCCCCGCAGCCAAGAACCGCAAGUCCGUUACGGCCGCGCUCCAGACCCAGAGCCAGAACAACGCCAGCAACCAGGCCAUCGUCGGUGUCAACGCGGCGACCAGCGCUGCUCCGCCAUCGCGCAGGCAAUCCGCGCACCAGGGACAUCCGUUUGCUGCAUCUGGAGGCCAACCACCAUCGGACAGCCGCAUGGAACCCGUCUACCCUCGCCAUAACAACGAAUACGACCCAUCGGCUCAGGCCGUACCAUCACAAGCUGGUAUCAACCCGAUCUCGCCCGUGAACGGUACCCAACGGACAGGCACGCCAACGAUGCCGAUGGACAGUAGGAUGUCUCAGCAGCAGCCGAUGCAGUUCUCCAACUCGAACGGCGGACAGCAGGCAAUAGGCGUCGGUAACGGCAAUGGCGAGUUUGAGGAACCGCGACGCAACAAGUUCCUCGACAUCCUCUGCUGUCGAAUGCAUUGAUAACGGCAGGAUAUGCAUGGCCUUGGAACGAUUCUUAUACCCUCGAUCUCCCGGUAAUC
Filobasidium floriforme is the source of this 2113-nucleotide messenger RNA. Its product is annotated as kinase-like domain-containing protein. Gene Ontology annotation, biological process: signal transduction; endocytosis; peptidyl-serine phosphorylation. Lineage: Eukaryota; Fungi; Basidiomycota; Tremellomycetes; Filobasidiales; Filobasidiaceae. The record is from RefSeq and is a predicted model, not a curated record. Gene Ontology annotation, cellular component: cytoplasm; nucleus. The transcript is spliced from 12 exons. The coding region runs from base 474 to 2054 and encodes 526 amino acids. Gene Ontology annotation, molecular function: ATP binding; protein serine/threonine kinase activity.